AUGGAGAGAAAACAAAGCAACAAAGGAAUGGAUUCCACAUCCGACAACGCUCCUAAUGCUGUAAACACUCAUGUUUUUAUCACAGUUCCUGAAGAAGAUCGUGGUUUUCGGGGAAAUUUAAAACAUUACGGGAGGAAAUGUUUGGCUUGCAGCAAAGACAAUCUUCUCCUUAUAGGUCUAUUGGCUUCAGUUGUGUUAGGGAUUGUUAUGGGAAUCGCAAUUCGCGGCACAAAGAGUUCCUUCAACAAACGAGAGAUCAUGUAUAUCGGAUUUCCCGGAGAGCUACUCAUGCGAAUGCUUCAGAUGCUGGUCUUGCCCAUCAUAAUAUCAUCUCUCAUUUCUGGUAUAGCUGGCCUGGACGCCAAAACGUGUGGGAAAAUGGGUCUUCGUACCAUUGGUUAUUUUGGGAUCACCACGUUCAUGGCCGUGUUUCUAGGAAUAUUCCUGGCUGUGACCAUCGAACCUGGCGGUGGAGCUGAUCGGAAUGCCAUGAGACGCUACGGGAAAGCUGAGUCGCUGAACUCUGCCGAUACAUUUCUGGAUCUCAUUAG
Molecule: messenger RNA, 551 nt
Organism: Candidula unifasciata
Lineage: Eukaryota; Metazoa; Mollusca; Gastropoda; Stylommatophora; Geomitridae
Source: the annotation of a GenBank genome assembly